Molecule: messenger RNA, 747 nt
Organism: Talpa occidentalis (Iberian mole)
Lineage: Eukaryota; Metazoa; Chordata; Mammalia; Eulipotyphla; Talpidae
Exons: 4
Coding region: 8-721 (237 amino acids)
Source: RefSeq, a predicted model, not a curated record
CUGGGGAAUGCCUUUCCUCGUCUGUCAGAGUGGGGGUAGGAGAGUUGGGGUGUUGAAGACAGAGCCUCGCCGCCCUCGCUGGUGGAAUCCUUCUCCUUAUGCUCCCCUGUCUCUCACCAGUUCUUGCCGGCACCAUGUCAGCCCGCGCGCCCCCGGAAGAGAGUCGUCAGCCGCCAGCAAGCCCGUGCGCACGCGGGGCCCGGCAGCCGCGGCUCUGGGGACACCUCGGAGAUCAGUCUGGCGAGACGCGGAUGCUCUGUGCGUCCGACCCGGCGUCCCCACUGACCGCAGCAGCCUGUCCAGCUCCCAUCCUCCCGGGAGCACCCCCAGCCAGCAAAGGGCACAAGAACUAUGGCCACCAACCCCCUGGGCAUGUGACGCACCCUGGCUGCCCCCACGCCUGCCCAGGGCUUUCUCCUGUGGCAUUUCCAGGCACCCCAGUGAUUUCAGGUGCAGAGAGGAGGAGGGGGCAGAGGGCAGGAAGGACAGCAGCUCUGGAGCCUGGAGGACCAGGCAGUGGACUGCAGGAGGCACCUUAUCAUCGCACACCCAAGGCCCGAGGCCCCGUGAGCCUGUUGCUCUGCUGGACCUUGGGGGGUGUGGGCCUCGCUGGGGAGUGCCCGGCCAGCCCAUCGAUGACACACGCAAAGGGGACCCCUCGCGCCUGCUUGGCUUCCAUUCCAUACCCUGGCCACACUCGGCGCCCCAAAAAGAAGGUUGAAAAGUCCCACUUAACCCAGAGACACA